AUCCAGCUGAUUGACUGAGCCAUUACUGAGCUUACUGGGCUUGCGCGAUUUUAUUGCUCAGCAAUCAGCUGGCCCUCUGUAUAGUCAUCAGAAUAAUUUAUUAUGUUAAAAAUGCAGUCAAAGUCAGUCUGAUGAAUCAUGUUGUAGAAGUUAAAAGAAGACGCACUGGCAAGGUUUAAUCGGUACUGUAUACCGCGGCGAAACUGCUUGUGUGAGCGGUGCCUGGUAUGAGUGAAAUUAUGGCAGAACUACCUCAGCUGGGUAAACACUGUCACGUGGAAUCAUGCAAUCGAUUAGAUUUUUUACCUUUUGAGUGUGUGCACUGCAAGAAAACGUUUUGUGUUUCACACAACCCUGUCAACAGCAGUGACCAUCGUACGUCGGAUGCGCAUGUGUGCGAUCAAGUGCAGACCCACAUUCUUACUGACAAAGAGGCCAAGUGCAGUAGGACUGGAACACUUUUCGGAUGCACAUUUAGUGAGUGCACACAAAAGGAGCUGACUCCGAUAGCCUGUGGACUCUGCGCAGCUAAUUUCUGCGUGCGGCACCGCCACGCUCAGGACCACAAAUGCAAAUGCCUCCCAUCACAAUCGGAGCACAUGCCCCUUACCACAAAGGUGGUCCAGAAAAUAUUAGAGUCAAAGAAGCCAGUUGAAAAACCCAUGUCAAGCAAAGCAAGCAUAUCUCCAACUGCACAGAAGGUGAAACUGAUGAAAAUGAAGAUGCAUGCUGCUGGUGAAAAAAAUGUCCCCCUUGCCGACAGGGUGUAUUUUGAAGUAUACUUCCCAAAAGGUCACAAGGUUCGCUCAAAGCCCUAUCAUUUUUCCAAGUUAUGGACAGUGGGGAGAGCAAUUGACAGCACUGCUAUAAUUGAGAAACUUCCAAACCAGAACAACAGGCUGACCGAAAAGAGAUUGCUGCUGUUCCAUGCAAGUACCUUGAAGGCACUUGGUGUGAGCGACAGCUUUGAGACACUGUUGAACUCCAAGCUCCUCAAUGAAGCAGAAACAUUAGUUCUUGAAUAUGUUCCUCCAAACUGUGAUUCAUUGGCAGCUGACUAUCAUUUUGAGGAAACUUGAGCAUCUGCCAUCUCUAGAUAGGGAGCAACGUUUUGAAUAGAGGUUCAUGUGUCUUGCAGGACUUCUCUAGGUAACUGUGCGUUUCGUUGUUGCAAUAUGUAUGUAGCUCUACAUUUGAACACAUAGUAAACUUUCACUAUAAUGAAGUGAUUCUUGAAGUUUAUUGUACUGCUUAGCACAAGGAUAAAGGUUCAGCACCUGGCCAUGGCAGCUGUAUUUCAAAAGAGACGGAAUGCAAAAAAUUCUUGUGUCCUUAUAUUUCGGUACAAGUUAAAUAUCGCUCCACUGUGGCAUUUCUCAUAGCCCAGGGGUUCCUUUAGAAUGCUAAACCUCGUCAAACAGUGAUUUUAUUACAGUCUUGACUUAGGCGUGCACAUUUAGGUGAGGUUAUACAAAGGCCAGUGACAACAGACUUCUGUGAAUAUGAAGGGCAAACUAGCAUAACAUUUCAGGCCCACAUGGAGGAGCACUGAAGGUGUUCUGUUAUGCUCCCUUUUCACUUGGUUGAUGUAAAUAGCGCUGCAAAGGUAACACCAUUGCAUCAUGCUGGCUUCUUAUAUGUUACACAUUGAUAGCUGAGGUGGAAGUAACUUCAAGAGGCCAUUGGCACUCCUAUGCCACCUGGUCAUUUCACUGUGUUUGUAUCAGUUGCAAGAGAUAAAGCAGAGGGAAGGGAACAGAAAAGGAGUGGCUCUACAGUCUACAAUAAUGACGGACAGGAGGCCAGAGGGCUCGGGAAGUAAUUGCAUACCCUGCAUGUUGCACAGUACAAUAAGAAGCAAGUGCAAGAAAUAAAAUUGCUAUAGGCUCCUGUACCUUUCAGACAACCCAUAGUAGUGCGAGUCUCCCGCGCACUGGCACAAUCGUCACUAUUCAGCACAUGUGCAUGCUUAACUUGCAACUUACAGUAGUUCUUACUUGCACAUAGAGAAUUCAAUUAAGUGAUAAUCUUCACAUCAAGAUGUCAGAGGUUUGACACCAGUAUGACAGAAGGCGAUUUUUUUUUUUUUUCUUGCUGCACUACAAGGAUUUGACACAUGGGCUUAGUCAUGAAAAACCUUCCCAAGGAGCUGUUACACACACAUUGGACACAUACAUUGUGUGUGCAGCAUACUGUAGGCACAGCCCGUGUUCCAGGUAACCUUGUUUCUCUCAGUAACACCAAUUGCAGCAGUGACUACGUGUCCAAGCUUAGGACAACUGUGGCCUUAUUCCUCAACGAUCACUUUCAGAAAUACCUCUGCAAGAUUUCUCAUUGCUAGCGCUAGGCGUGUCAGCAUCUAUGAGCAACAGCAUUCUUGGCAUAGUGCUAAGCAUGGUGUCUUAGCACAGAGCCAAGAAUACUGUUGCCUGUAGACAAGCACCUGGUGCAUCUGGCGGUUGUCAAGCAGAAUCUUCUGAAAGUGUAAGUAUCCUAAAAGUGAUUGUCCGAGAAUACUGCCUCCAAAGUUUCCACAGAAGGUCUUGGCUCUUGAAUAGAAGUUUACCAUUAAGCACUGUAAAAAGUGGCUCAAACUAGAUAUUUAGAAGGAAUAAAUUACUUGCUUCAAAGUGGUGUGCUGGCAGUGAUGUACAAGGUGCACUGUGUUGUUGGAGGAGGCACAACUAGCAGACCUGGUAAAAAUGCUGGCCAAACAUUCUUAAAAUGUUUCCUUGCACCUGAAUAAAAUUUGUCAUGUUUGAA
Molecule: messenger RNA, 2763 nt
Organism: Dermacentor silvarum
Lineage: Eukaryota; Metazoa; Arthropoda; Arachnida; Ixodida; Ixodidae
Product: AN1-type zinc finger protein 1-like
Exons: 7
Coding region: 228-1079 (283 amino acids)
Biological process (GO): proteasome-mediated ubiquitin-dependent protein catabolic process; protein targeting to ER
Cellular component (GO): cytoplasm; endoplasmic reticulum
Molecular function (GO): zinc ion binding
Source: RefSeq, a predicted model, not a curated record